UCGUCCUCUGUCCUACUUGGCUUUCACUCCAGCACCGUAUAAGGCUGUUGAAUUUGAUUUUAUUUACCGGGAAAUCAGUUUGUGUACGCUUGCCCCGUGUAAGCGAGAAAAGUACUUUCGAGGGGAAUGGAUAUUGACGCAAAUUCUGGUUUCAACAACGAAGUUGAUUCAAAAGAAUCAGCCUUUUAUUUGGAUGCUGCCAAAUAUUGGGAGCAAGUUCCUCCUACAGUUGAUGGAAUGUUGGGAGGACUAUCAAGCAUUUCAGAUAUUGACCUUAAAGGAUCUCAACGUUUUCUGAAUUCUAUUUAUCAGCUUGUUGAAUGUCCAGGCAAAGAAAGAGCAUUAGAUGGUGGAGCAGGAAUUGGACGGGUUACACAGGGUUUCUUAAUGAAAAACUUCUCUGUUGUAGACUUAGUUGAGCAGGAUAAACACUUUCUAGAAGAAGCCAAGAAGUCUUUGAAGCCAACAAAUCACAGAGGUCAAUUUUUCAAUAUAGGAUUGCAGAAAUUUACACCUGAAGUUGCUGUUUAUGAUAUUAUUUGGGUGCAGUGGGUAUUGGGACAUUUGACUGAUGACGAUUUAGUAUCAUUUCUUAAACGUUGCAAAUUGGGUCUCAAACCUAGAGGUCUUAUUGUUUUGAAAGAAAAUCUCACUUCAAGUGGUGAGGUAGAGAUGGAUAAUACUGACUCAUCUGUAACCAGGCCACAUGCAUUGGUUGUUGAUUUGAUCAAGAAAGCUGGACUCCGUAUUAUUAAAGAACAGAAGCAGCAAAGGUUUCCUUCUGACCUAUACGAAGUGCGCAUGUUUGCGAUACAACCAGUGUAAAAAGGAUAAGAAGUACUAGAAAAUCAAUGCUGGUAUUGUUUUUUUGCCUGAAAAAAAAGAAGGAAAAAGGAAAUACUGCUACAGCAAAUCUAAAGCACUCGAAUAGCAAAUUGAAAAGGCGAGGACAAUUAUGAAACAUUUGUUUGGCACAUAUUCUUGCCCCUUGACAACGAUAAAAGGCAAAAACGAUCAAAGGGUAAACAGUAACACUUAUAGCAGUUUAGAUUUUGGAUCUUGAGAAAAAGAACUCCAAUCCGUGCUUAAACACGACUGCCAGUCAUGAAAUCCGAUGGUCGCACAAUGUGGUGGCUGAUCCUUGUAACAAAUAUCUUGAAUGGCAUAAUAUUCUGCAGUCAUCUUAUCCACAAA
Messenger RNA from Daphnia carinata, 1194 nucleotides. RefSeq names its product alpha N-terminal protein methyltransferase 1-like. The coding region runs from base 127 to 825 and encodes 232 amino acids. Gene Ontology annotation, cellular component: cytoplasm. The transcript is spliced from 5 exons. Gene Ontology annotation, molecular function: N-terminal protein N-methyltransferase activity. Gene Ontology annotation, biological process: N-terminal protein amino acid methylation. NCBI's taxonomy places the organism in Eukaryota, Metazoa, Arthropoda, Branchiopoda, Diplostraca, Daphniidae. The record is from RefSeq and is a predicted model, not a curated record.